AUGAGGGGUCACGUCCUCUGGGGGCUUCUACUGCUCCUCGGCGUUGAUGCCAUCUCUUACCGAUGUGACAAUAAUCAGGUCCUCAUAGUUCAGAACUUUGGAAAUGACACCAUUCGGAUGCAUUGUCAGCGUCUCAACAUUUGUGGAUUCGACAAUUUGGUAUGCUUUUUUAAGCCCGGAUUUAAAUUUAAACCCCGUAAUUAUCCGCCUCAUUACCUCUUGUUUCUCCCAUGCUUUUCUUUUCAAGAAGAAACAAUCCCUUUUUUGCAACGUUUAUUGGAAUUCCGAUUCUAGGAUUGCGAAUAUGAACAUCAACAGCACACUUGUGGCGGCAAAUACAACUUUGUUGCUCAUGUGAAUCAACAAACUGCUACAGGACCGUAUGUUUUAUCGCCGUUUCUCUACCUUUUAAUUGUUUUCGCACUCUUGAACUGGAUUAUUUGCAGAGUUGAACACACUUGUUGUUUGCUGAAGCAGAAAGAAGAGCAUCUGAGUUACGACAACGAUUGUUUCGUAUACGAAUUACCCGAUGGCUCUCAUUCUGACGAAGCCAAAACCAAUGGGACCUCCAAGAGCGAUGAUGGAAUCACCGUUCUCAAGAAUGCCAACCAAAUUCCAGAACAAUUUGAUGGCUACGUUGGCUACCGUAUGCGACUCUUCAUGUUACGCAACAAAUCUCCCCCCACUUUGAUUGUAAAGGCUAUUGAGAGAGUCCCGUAAGUUGUAAGUUCAUUAUAGGAUAGGUUGUUUACAGUGCUGGCUAUCGCGUUACUAUCUGCCGUCCUCGUUGUGGAAAGUUCGCAAACGAAGGAGUCGGGGAACAGGUUACUGUAACAAAAGAACAGGAAACUAAGAUCCCGGAAGGCGAUGAAUGGGCGGCUGCUGCUUGGAGUUCAUGGCAGACAUCCACGUAAGAUGACGAAACUUGAUUUAAGAUUGUAUUUUAGAUGGAGCACUUGGAGUAAGACCACUUGGAGCGCCUGGGAAGAAGCCUCGGCCGAGAAUUCAGCUGGAGUCAGGUCUCGUGCUCAUCGUUUAGGCCAUGAUUCCAAGGGAACUGGACCUCUGGCUACCGCCAUUUCCAGUGCUAAGGCCGAGAAUGGCCAAGACGCCAAGAGCGGUUCAUCUGGCAAUGGAGGAGCAACCCCAAUCAUCAAUAAUAAUGUCCAUGUUCAUGCUGAAGGUGGGAAAGGAGGAGAAGGAGGGCAGGCCCACAUUCAACUUCCCGACGAAAAACAACCCAAAGAUAAUGAAAAGAGUGCUGCUGGUGACUUAAGUGGAGGACGAGGAGACGGAAGAUUAGGACCUGCUCACAGCGACAGUGAUCUAGCUGGAGAUGGAUGGAAUUUUAUUCCUGAUGAGAAGAACCAUGGACAAAGAAAGAAUAAGAAGUUGAAGAAUGCAAAGAAGGCCAAGUGGGAUGAAGAGGAGGAAGAGGAAGAAGAGGAAGACGAAACGGCUGAUUCUGACGAGGAGAGAGAAGAGAGUGCAGAGAAAAAGGGAAAGAAAUUAAUCGGCGGAAAAGGAAAAGACGGGAAAUCCAAAAAUGGAGACAAUGACACUGAUAAGGGCGACAAGGAAGAUCCAGGAAAGGACGCCGUUGAUGGCGGAACUGACGAAGAUGGAGGAGUCCGGAAGGAUCAGUCGAAGGCUCUUAAAUCAAAUGCCGAUGGCGGAAAUGCUGACAAGACUGGUAAGACUGGAAAGAAAGGAAAGGGAAAACCUGGAAAGGGGCCAGCUAAAGGAGAUGAUGAAGACGGAACAACUGAUGCUGAUCAGAAAAAUGGACCUAACGAUGACAAUGGUGAUGCCGAAGGGAAACCUAAGAACAAAAUUGGAAAGGGCAAAGGAAACAAGGGAAACAGCCCAUCUAAACAGGCUAAGAAAGGAAAAAAAGACAAAGAAGGAGGUGAUAAAGAUGGUUUGAGGGGAAGCGGCAAAGACAAGGCCGACUCUGAUGACAAUUCUGCAGAUAAGAAUGGACAAAAUACUCCAGAUGACAAAGAUAGAAACGGAAAGAAGAAGGCGAAUGACGGCGCCAGUCCUGAUGAUGCAAGAAAGAAAGGAAAAGGAAAAGGAAAGCAAAACCAUAAAGGAAAAGAUGAUUCUGAUAAGGAGGGAAAUGGAGAAGACGUCAGAAACGAUGGGGACAAGUAUGAAGGCGAAAACCAAAAGGAUAAUGCCGGGAAAGGAAAGGGAGGAAAAGGUGACAACGACGAAAAGGCGAAGAAUGGAGGAAAGAGAAGAAAUCAAGGGAAGAAAAACAACAGUGGGGACGAGAAACCCAAGAAUAAGGACGGCAAAAAAGAUGAAGAUGCAAACAAAAACAAGACUAGCUCAGACUCCGGGAAAGAUAACGACAAGAAUCCCGACAAGACCGAUAAGUCCUCUUUGGGAAAUGGAGGAAAGAAAGGCAGCAAGACUGUAGACGGAGGCAAGAAAAAGGCUUCCGGAGACGCUGAAAAGGACGGAAAAAAGAAACCCAACUCGGAAAACAACGGUCAGCAUAAGUCUGGCAAAGAAAAUGAAAAAAUUAAAGGAAAUGGCAAUGAUGUCGCAAAGGAUGGAGAAACAGAAAAGAAAUCACCUAAACUCCUGAGAAGGAAAAACGGACGUCUCUCCACUCACGAUGAAGGAGAAACCCUCCCAGAAGACGGCGAUGAUAAUGGAGAUGACAGUGAGAACAUAAAAUGGGCAAGUUCAGAAAAAGUCGAUAAGGCCAGUAAAGAAGGAGAUGAAAAUAAUAACAAGUCCGGAGAAACUGAAGGAGAUAAUGGAGAUGCAGGAUCUGGCAAGGGAAGAAAAGACAAGGGUCAGAAAUCUGGUGGAGACUCUGAAGAAGCUGGAGACGGGGAGGGGAAGAAAGAUAGAGAAGGAAAGGCCGAUGGAGGAAACGGUGACGGAAAGGCCGAUAGUGGAAAGGAAGGCGAUGGAAAUAAGGGAGGAAAAGCAGAUGGUCACAACAACGAAGAAGCAAACGCUUUGAAAAAUAAGGAAUCCGAAGAGGAUGACAGAACUGAUGAGAAAUCAUUGGCCAACGCAGGAAAGAGGAACCGAGGCACAAUUCACGAUGCCGGGGAUUCUGAUGGAACCAACGAGAUUGGAGAUGAUGGAGGAUUCAAACAAGGAGGAGAUGAGAAUGACAAGCAAGGUCCUGAUGCUGACGCCAAGAGUGGAGAAACUGAGGAAUCGGCUGAAGGUACUAAUGGAAAUGGAAAGAAAAGUGGAGGUAAUGAAUCAAAAUUCUCCGGAAUUAUCAACGAAAAAGAACCAACCGAUUCUGAUGAAAGUGUCGAAAGGUCGUCAUCAGAAAAAGUUGAAAACACCACCAAUGGUGAAGAAAAAGAAACCACCUCAGAAGGUGGAUUCGUGGUUGAAGUGAAUGCCGGAGUUGGCACCAAAUCAGAAGAGGAUAGUCAAGAAGAAGGGGACAAGAAGGAUGGUGACCAUAAAGGUGAGGGUGCUCAUGAGAUUGGAGACCACAGUGGGGAAGAAGAACAUCAUGGAGAAGGAGGACAUGGAGGAGAAGAGGUGCUUCCAUGGUGUGAUGAACUGAAGACUAAAGCUGUGUCAGCUGAAUCGAGUGGGGAAAGUGUUCAUGAAGCAAGUGGAGAAGAAACUUUGGGAACUGGAUUCACAGGAAUCAUUUCCGAAUCUAGUGGGGAAGAUGUUCACAGUGCAAGUGGAGAAGAAGCUCACAGUGCAAGUGGAGAAGAAAUCGCUGUAACUACCACCCAGAAGUGCAGAAACCGACCAGGUGAGUCACUAGGAAUAUAUAGUCAUCAUUGUCAAGAUCAGGGGCGUAUCUGCGGAAUUUUAUUUUUCUGGGGAGGGGAGGCUUUUUACGGUAAAGAUGUGGGCAAAAAGCCUCCCGAACUAACUACCAGUGGAAAAAAAUUGUGCCUUGCUUUGUUCCCCUCUUACCAUUUCUUUGCGAUCCUCUGCCUGGAUGAACCAUUAUUAUCAUCACUUUUACAGCAAAAGCAACAGAGAGCGGUCCUGGCCAUCAAAAGGCCCAUGGCCAACGUAGUCAUAGUAAACCUGUCUCACACGGACACGGGCAAGUACAUAGUCCACCAAGACCAGCUCCUAACGCCCCUCCACGCGACCCCAAUGUUCUUCAAUGGCAAGAUUCCCCAGGGCCCGACAGCUUCCUCGCUAGUAUGAGGAGUUGUUUCAGUGGGGAUACCAUGGUUCGAACCAUCUCAGGCGACAAGAAGAUGGAGGAUUUACAAGUCGGAGACUAUGUUCUCGUUCCCAGCACUGACAGUUCAAUGAAAUACGAACGCGUAGAGUUGUUCUACCAUCGUGAACCUGAAACCUAUGUGAAAUUCGUCCAGCUGAAUACUGAAUCUGGGAAGAGUUUGUCAUUAACUCGUAAGUAAAUGCCACAACCUCCAUGUAAAUAUAUUUAGAAUUGCAUUUACUUCCAUUCGGAGACUGCGAGGAAAUGGAAGAAAGUAUUGGAAAAGGAGAGGGAACAGAGGAAUGGAUUCGAAAAUCCAAGUUUUCCUAUAAGGCCCAGAAAGGAGAAUGUCUUCUGACUCUGGAUUCUGAAGGUCGCGUCUUCGCUGACAAGAUUUCUAAAGUAAGUACACUUAGAUCCUUCGAAAGCGUCGUGUACAACGAAAAGUAAACAUGAAUCUUUAGGUUGGUCGUCGUUUAUCCAAAGGAAUCUACAGUCCGGUUACUGUAGAAGGAGCAAUCGUCGCUAAUGACAUAUUGGCCUCUUGCUUCUCGCAAUUGGAGAGUCAUUCGGCUCAGAAGAUGGCGUUCGAUCUGCUGAUCCGUGUCUACCAUACCUUCGGAUAUCUGAAAGGAGCUGCUCACAAUGCAGUUCAAGAGGUCCCCAUCAUGUUGGACUAUGUCCAUCAACUCAGUUGGUAUAUCCUGCCAUUUGCCAAGUAUUAG
Bursaphelenchus xylophilus (pine wood nematode) is the source of this 4911-nucleotide messenger RNA. The record is from the annotation of a GenBank genome assembly. Lineage: Eukaryota; Metazoa; Nematoda; Chromadorea; Rhabditida; Aphelenchoididae.